AUGCUGGCCACUACUUCAACCAUCAAGGCGGCCAAUAGCCGUCUGAGUCUGCUGCAACGAACCUGCAGGCGGGCUCUGUCAAAUGCCGAUGACGGCGGUAUCUACAAGCCAACUCUGGUAAACCGCCGAGAGAAUGAAAGUGGAAUUGGUGGAAGAGGAUCUGAUGCCGGCCUGAAGGUGGCUGUGUUUGGUGCCUCUGGAUUCCUGGGUCCUUAUGUGUGCACUGAAUUAGGCUCGAACGGGUACAUGGCAUACCUGGCAAACCGUGGAUGUGAGUUGGAGAUGCGCCACCUAAAGCCCAUGUUCGAAUUGGGACGAACUCGGUUUGUCUUGUACAGCCCCCGCGAUGUCGAGUCCAUGAAGGAAGUGAUUGCCGAUGCCGAUGUGGUCAUCAACAUGAUUGGCAAAUUCUACGAGACAUGGCAGCCCGUGCAAAUUGACAAAUUCCCCUACGUUGGAAGUCAAACCAAUUUUACGUUUGAGGAUGCCAAUGUCACCAUCCCAAGGCAAAUUGCAGAAAUCUGUAAGGAAUUGCAAGUGGACCAUCUCAUUCAUCUCUCUUCGGCCGCGGCAUCCCCCGACUCGGGAUCAGAAUGGGCCAAGACCAAAUACGAAGGAGAACUUGCCAUCAAGGAAGCUUUCCCAUGGGCAACAAUUAUCCGUCCCACUCAACUGUAUGGAGUGGAGGAUCGGUUGUUCAAUUGGUUCCCCACCAUGGGACAAAUUUAUCGAUGCUAUCCGCUCAUCAACAAUGGCGAGGCUUUGACGCAACCUGUCUUUGUGGGCGACGUCGCCAAGACCAUUCUACGUGUGGCUUCGGCUGCCGAGCGAUACGAGGGAAAGACCAUUGACUGCUUUGGUCCCAGUGAUUAUUCCUACCGUGAACUCGCCGAGUUCGUCAAUGACAUUACAGAACGAAACUAUCCGAUUGUCAGCGUGCCCAAGGAAGUGGCCUCACGACUUGCGGAUUUGUUGCAAUACAAUCGGGUCGGAUCGGACAAGCCCAUGAUCACCCCCGACUUGGUAGAGCUUUGGAGUGAGAACUACUUGCCCCGAAUGACCGCAGAAGAAUAUGCAGCACAACCGGACGAUGCGGACAAGAUCUUGACCAUGGCCGAUCUCGGAAUCACAGCAACUCCAGUCGAGAAGGUGGCAUUCAGCUACUUGCACCGCUUCCGCCUUGGUGGUCACUUUGGACGUGUUGAUGGAUACCGCUAG
This is a messenger RNA of Seminavis robusta, 1218 nucleotides long. The record is from the annotation of a GenBank genome assembly. Lineage: Eukaryota; Bacillariophyta; Bacillariophyceae; Naviculales; Naviculaceae.